Messenger RNA from Octodon degus (degu), 1383 nucleotides. It is a transcript of the gene Dusp6, whose product is annotated as dual specificity phosphatase 6. The annotation marks the transcript as partial. Gene Ontology annotation, cellular component: cytosol; cytoplasm. The transcript has 4 exons. Gene Ontology annotation, molecular function: protein tyrosine/threonine phosphatase activity; MAP kinase tyrosine/serine/threonine phosphatase activity. Gene Ontology annotation, biological process: negative regulation of ERK1 and ERK2 cascade; regulation of heart growth; positive regulation of apoptotic process. The record is from RefSeq and is a predicted model, not a curated record. Lineage: Eukaryota; Metazoa; Chordata; Mammalia; Rodentia; Octodontidae.
CUUUCCGUUUUUGUGAAUGACAAACUCAUUAACAAUUCAUCAACACAACCUGUUCCAGCCGGCCCGUCCCCACGGCAACAGCCCCUUCCGCAGAGCGCUCAUUGGCUGGCCGAGAGAAUGUAUCCAUUGAGACGCUCGCUGUUUGUAUCCAUUGAGGAGCUGCCUCGCGCUGGGGGUGUGCUAAGGUUGAGUCUUAGGGACAUAUCACGGAGUCCGAAUUAAUUGGAUUUCAUUCACUGGGGAGGAACCAAACUGGGCAGCUUCAUUGAGAGAGAUUCAUUGAUUCCAGCAGCGAACCGCUGCAGCUGGGUGCAGAGCGACCGCCGGCUGCUCUUCUGUCUCGCCUUGCCCGGGCGCUAGCCUCGGCUUGGGAAAGGCGAGGCGGAAUUAAAGCCUGCUCCGAGAGCGCAGUCGGCCUAUGCCUGCCCCUCGGGGCGUCUGGUAGGCACCCGCCUCUCCCGCAGCUCGACCCUCAUGAUAGAUACGCUCAGACCCGCGCCCUUCGCGUCGGAAAUGGCGAUCAGCAAGACGGUGGCGUGGCUCAACGAGCAGCUGGAACUGGGCAACGAGCGGCUGCUGCUGAUGGACUGCCGGCCGCAGGAGCUCUACGACUCGUCGCACAUCGAGUCGGCCAUCAACGUGGCGAUCCCCGGGAUCAUGCUGCGGCGCCUGCAGAAGGGCAACCUGCCGGUGCGCGCGCUCUUCACGCGCGGCGAGGACCGCGACCGCUUCACCAGGCGCUGCGGCACCGACACGGUGGUCCUGUACGACGAGAGCAGCAGCGACUGGAACGAGAACACGGGCGGCGAGUCGGUGCUCGGGCUGCUGCUGAAGAAGCUGAAGGCCGAGGGCUGCCGGGCCUUUUACCUGGAAGGUGGCUUCAGUAAGUUCCAAGCCGAGUUCGCCUUGCACUGCGAGACCAAUCUAGAUGGCUCGUGUAGCAGCAGCUCACCGCCGUUGCCAGUGCUGGGGCUUGGCGGCCUGCGCAUCAGCUCUGACUCUUCCUCGGACAUUGAGUCUGACCUUGACCGGGACCUGAACAGUGCUACGGACUCAGAUGGCAGCCCGCUGUCCAACAGCCAGCCUUCCUUCCCGGUGGAGAUCUUGCCCUUCCUUUAUUUAGGCUGUGCCAAGGACUCCACCAACUUGGACGUGUUGGAGGAGUUCGGCAUCAAGUACAUCUUGAAUGUCACCCCCAAUUUGCCCAACCUCUUCGAGAAUGCAGGAGAGUUCAAAUACAAGCAGAUCCCCAUCUCGGAUCACUGGAGCCAAAACCUGUCCCAGUUUUUCCCCGAAGCCAUUUCUUUCAUAGAUGAAGCCCGGGGCAAAAACUGUGGCGUGUUGGUGCACUGCUUGGCUGGUAUUAGCCGUUCAGUUACCGUA